AUGGCAAUGGGAACAGGAAAGAAGAUGAAGAAUUUUGUCCCGCUCGAAGCCAACCCGGAAGUGAUGACGAGCAUGAUGAGCAAAUUGGGCCUCUCGCCUUCACUUGCCUUCCACGACGUCUUCAGCAUCGACGACCCCGAUCUUCUGGCCUUCAUCCCACGCCCUGCAUAUGCGCUGCWGCUAGUUUUCCCAAUCUCAAACACAUACGAGAAGUUUCGCCGGGAGGAGGAUGCUUCCAAGGAAGACUAUACGGGUAGUGGCGACGGCGAGGACGUCAUUUGGUACAAGCAGACUAUCGGAAAUGCAUGCGGGCUGAUAGGUCUACUACAUGGUGUCUCCAACGGACCUGCCAGCUCUCAGAUCCAGUCUGGCAGCGAUCUCGACAAGUUGGUCAAGGCUGCGGUACCGCUGAAGCCUGCUGAACGCUCCGAGUUGAUUGAACAGACCGAGGCUCUAGAGACUGCUCAUCAAGCAGCUGCGGCGACGGGUGACAGUGCACCACCUGCUGCUGGGGACGAUGUGGACUUGCAUUAUGUGUGUUUUGUGAAGAGCGAGAAGAACGGGCAUCUCUGGGAGAUGGAUGGACGUCGGAAGGGACCACUCGAUAGGGGAGCUCUGGCGGCGGAUGAGGACGUUCUCAGCCAGACUGCUCUGGACAAGGGCGUACGGGCCUUCUUGAAGCGCGAGGCAGAGGCUGGCGGUGGAGAAUUGCGGUUCAGUCUGAUCACACUUGCUGAGUCUCUGGACUAA
This is a messenger RNA of Ramularia collo-cygni, 750 nucleotides long. Its product is annotated as probable ubiquitin carboxyl-terminal hydrolase isozyme L3. Gene Ontology annotation, cellular component: cytoplasm. The record is from RefSeq and is a predicted model, not a curated record. Gene Ontology annotation, molecular function: cysteine-type deubiquitinase activity. NCBI's taxonomy places the organism in Eukaryota, Fungi, Ascomycota, Dothideomycetes, Mycosphaerellales, Mycosphaerellaceae. The transcript has a single exon. The coding region runs from base 1 to 750 and encodes 249 amino acids. Gene Ontology annotation, biological process: protein deubiquitination; ubiquitin-dependent protein catabolic process.